AUGCCACCACCGACCUCUUCCGUGGGUUUCUCCAAUCUACUCAAUCACGACUCGGACUCCAAUUCAGGCAACUCUGCCGAUUCUGCAAUGGCUUCUUCCGUCAGCUUGUUGCCGCCACUGAUGAAGGGUGCUCGCCCAGCAACGGAGGAAGUGCGCCAGGAUCUGCCUAGGCCAUACAAGUGCCCGCUUUGCGACCGUGCCUUCCACCGCCUGGAGCAUCAAACAAGGCACAUUCGAACGCACACCGGCGAGAAGCCCCACGCCUGCCAAUUCCCCGGCUGCACUAAGCGCUUCAGUCGCUCCGAUGAGCUUACUCGACACUCGCGCAUUCACAACAACCCCAAUUCCCGCCGUAGCAACAAGGCUCAGCACCUCGCGGCGGCAGCCGCAGCCGCGGCCGGCCAGGAUACCGGUAUGGUCGCCGCCACCAACAUGAUGCCCCCGCCAAGCAAGCCUAUUACUCGCUCUGCGCCUGUUUCCCAGGUUGGCUCGCCGGACGUGUCACCUCCUCACUCCUUCUCUAACUACGCCAAUCACAUGCGCUCCAACCUGGGUCCCUACUCCCGUAACACCGAGCGCGCCUCCUCCGGAAUGGACAUCAAUCUGCUCGCCACGGCCGCUUCGCAAGUGGAGCGCGACGACCACCUUGGUUUCCACGGAUCCCGCAACCACCAGAUGUUCGGAUCCCGCCACGGCACUGGCCGUGGUCUUCCUUCACUUUCCGCGUACGCGAUCUCUCAGAACAUGACGCGCUCGCACUCCAAUGACGACGAUGACAACUUUGGCGGCCACCGCGUCAAGCGCUCUCGUCCCAACUCUCCCAACUCCACCGCUCCUUCCUCUCCUACUUUCUCCCACGACUCCCUUUCCCCAACCCCGGACCACACCCCGCUCGCGACUCCCGCCCACUCGCCUCGCCUGCGUCCUCUCGGCGCCAGCGAGCUUCACCUGCCUUCUAUUCGCCAUCUCUCUCUUCAGCACACGCCCGCUUUGGCACCUAUGGAACCUCAACCUGAAGGUCCUAAUUAUUAUAGUCCCACUCAGGGACACAUGGGUCCCACCAUUGCCGACAUCAUGUCUAAACCGGACGGCACACAGCGCAAGCUGCCAGUGCCCCAGGUUCCUAAGGUUGCCGUGCAGGACAUGCUCAACCCGGCAUCUGGGUUCCCCUCCAUGAACUCGUCAGCGAACAAUUCCGUUGCGGGUGGAGAUCUAGCGGACCGAUUCUAG
Penicillium salamii is the source of this 1230-nucleotide messenger RNA. The record is from the annotation of a GenBank genome assembly. Lineage: Eukaryota; Fungi; Ascomycota; Eurotiomycetes; Eurotiales; Aspergillaceae.